Messenger RNA from Larimichthys crocea (large yellow croaker), 3493 nucleotides. Its product is annotated as monocarboxylate transporter 9. The record is from RefSeq and is a predicted model, not a curated record. Gene Ontology annotation, biological process: transmembrane transport; monocarboxylic acid transport. Lineage: Eukaryota; Metazoa; Chordata; Actinopteri; Sciaenidae. Gene Ontology annotation, molecular function: monocarboxylic acid transmembrane transporter activity. The transcript has 6 exons. The coding region runs from base 601 to 2103 and encodes 500 amino acids.
UGUGAAAACACUGUCAGUGUUGAUGUCGAAUGCAGAGCUGUUAUCUGAACCUAUUGUGAUUUUCUCCGGAUUAUUGUUGUCUUAGAUGUUUUUUAAAAUAAUAAAAGCAGCAUAUUUACUGGCAAGCAUGCAGUGAGCCUGCUUUGUAAACAGAGAAAUGUGAGAAGCAUUGCAUCAACUUUUCCCCACCAAUAAGCCUCAGUGUAAACAAAGUGUGACGAAACAUUUCAAGCUGCCACAGUGAUGGAUAAAGUUGCCCCCAGGCUACAAAUUAUUAAUAACAGAGUCUAAUAAGGAGCAGAGCUGACUCAUGGAAGAGGCAAGUUAAAGGUGCACAAAGGGGGUGCACAAAGUAGAGCAGUUGUCUUUACUUUCUCCUCCUCCAAAGGUGUGGUUAUACAGACAAGAACAAAAGGGGCAGUUGCCUGUGGGUAAGUUGCAGUCGGUGUUGUGGUGUUCAGGACCUCACACGGGUGCCCUGCCUGUUAGCCCAAGAGCUGCAGCAGCCUACACUACAUCAAGGCUUUGUUGUUUUUGCCAGGAACACCUCCUCUGUCAGAGCUGUAGCAGAUCCCCCCGGGCAGCAGUAACAUCAGCACCAUGGCGCCAUCUACUAAAGUUCAGGACGGAGGCUGGGGAUGGGCGAUCGUUGGGGCAUCCUUCAUGGCCCAGCUCCUGGCUUAUGGAUCACCCCAGUCUGUGGGCGUCCUUUACCCAGAGUGGCUGCACGCCUUCCAGGAGGGCAAGGGCGUCACAGCCUGGGUGGGCUCCCUCGUGGCUGGAGUGGGACUAAUAGCCAGUCCUGUCUGCAGCGCCUGUGUGGACAACUUUGGGGCUCGUCCUGUGACCAUCUUCAGUGGCGUAAUGGUGGCAGGCGGCCUGAUGCUCAGUGCCUUCGCUCCAAAUGUCCAGUUCCUCAUCUUUUCCUAUGGGAUUGUGGUUGGCCUGGGAUGUGGUCUGGUCUACGCAGCCACGUUGACAAUCACCUGUCAAUACUUUGACAAGAGACGCGGCCUUGCCCUCGGCAUUGUCACCACAGGCACAAGUGUUGGAGCAUUCAUCUAUGCCACCGCUCAGAACGAGCUCAUUGUCAUGUAUGGCCUGGAUGGCUGCCUGCUAAUCAUUGGAGCUAUAGCACUAAACCUCAUGGCCUGCGCUGGCUUCAUGAGGCCCCUUAACAUGCCAGGGUACUACCUCAAACAGAAGGCUGCCCUGGAACGCAACACAGAGGAGCAGAUUUUCGACAAGCCACCAUUGGAUGACCUGAAGAUCACAACAGGUUCCAACGCAACCACUCCAGAGAAAACUCUGAUGGUGAAGGAGUUGCUCAUCACAAUCGAUGCCAAGGACUUGGCCGCACAGACUGAAAAGAAGAAAGGCAGCUUUCUGUCCGGGUUGGCCAUCAUGAAAGUCAUCAAGAAGAAACAGCAAGCUUAUUUAAAAUACAUGCACUCCAUGUAUGAGAUCCUCCAAGACCAAGCCAUGGUGGCCUUCUGUAUUGCUGUCUUCCUGUUCAGUCUAGGGGCGUUCCCUCCUGUGCUUUUUAUAGAGGAUGUGGCACAGAGUCAAGGACUCAUUGAAGAAGUUAGUGUCUUUCCUCUGGUAUCAAUAGGGGCCAUUGCUACUUGUGUGGGUAAACUAGUGCUGGGUAUCCUGGUGGACAUCAGAUGGAUCAACGGCAUCUAUCUGUAUGCCUUCACCAUGUUUGCAGGAGGUGUGUCACUGCUCCUUAUUCCUAUCACUAAAAGUUAUACGGGACUGCAGAUCCUGUCCGUCGUCCUGGGUUUCUUCUCUGGAAACUGGUCUCUGACCUCCUACAUUACCACUAAGAUUGUUGGCUUGGACAGGUUGACACAAGCCCACGGUAUCCUAAUGUUCUUUGGAGGAUUUGGGAUCAUGCUUGGACCCCCUGUUGUAGGGUGGUUCUUUGACUGGACACAGUCUUAUGACCUGGCGUUCUACUUUAGUGGAAUCUGUGUGGUGCUGGGAGCGUUCAUCUUAUCUGUGCUCACCCUUCCCUGCUGGAACAGGAAACACUCCGAGAAUGACAGACCAGACGUCCAUUACACCAGCAACUGUGACAAAGUUGCCUCUGUAGCUUGAAUAUACUGCCCAGCAACUGCCGCUGACAAACUGUACCUGAACCACCUCUAGGAGGAAUUAUCUUUCUUUGACUAUACAAGAGUUCCCCCUUUAUUUCUGCUGCCAGAUCCUAAUAUACCAAAAUAUUUGCCAGGGGUUUUGAAAUACAGGCCUUUCCUCUGUACUUUGCCUGCGUUUCUCAGGUUCGAACCAUAUACUGCAGAUCUUCUUAAAGGUUUGACUCUGAUGCCUGUGUUGAUUUUGUAUUACUGCCUCAUUUUACGAGGUCAACUGAACAAUACUGUUAAACUCCCCAAUUCUACAUUGUGUUUACGUAAAAACUGGUUUUCACUUCACCGUAGCUCUGAAAAAAACAAACACAUGGUGCCCUUCAUGGAGGGAGAAAAGCAUAUUUAAAAUUGUUGGGUGUUAAUUUAACACCACAACGACAUUUAAAAAACACAAUAAAAACGCACAACUAUCUCCCAGGAUGUCUCUAUAGCAGAGAAUACAGGGAUUAGAAUGAAGGAGGGAGCAGUUUUUUUGAUAAUCGUAAUUUUAGCAACACAUUUUAUUUUAUAUUUACAUUUAAAUGUACAUCUUAAUCACACCGAUAUGUAUCCUACCAAAGCAUCAAUGAUACUCAAUGCCUGUCAACACAUAAUGCCUGUUGGAACAAUACAAAAGCCUUGCUUUAUAGAAUUUUUUUUGUUUUCAAGUGCAUUGACUGAAUUUAUACUUUUUUAAAAAACGGUUUGAGUUCCACAUGCCUCCUGUUUCUGGAGCAGAUAGAGAUUUUUUUCCACUAAGUUAUGCUGAUUCAAAAACACUGAAGAGAUCCGACUGUAUUCCCAAACAUAACAGCAUGUUGAUUCUCUGUGUGGCAUGAUUAUCACGAUCUCUGCUGGCACUCAUUUUGACCAGGCUGGUCCUUUUCCAAUCAUGUUUUGUUUGUGUGUGUGUGUGUGUGUGUGUAUGUAUAUAUGUUUGUGUGUGUGUGUGCAUACACGUGUUCGCAUACAUGCACAGGUUUGUGUGUGUGCGUUGUUUGAUAAACUUUUGUAUUAGAACUAGUUUGUAAAGUCCUAUGUGCUAGUGACUUUUAUAUGCACAAAACCCAGCCAUAGAGCUGUAAAAACUGUUUUCGUUUAAGUUGAAACUUGAUUAUUGUGAUCAUAAUUGUAAUGUAUGCAUUACAAUAGGCUUUUAGAAUCACUUGAAUGUUGUUAAAUAUACCACUACAAAUGUAUUUUUUAUAGUUCCAGUUUCAGGAGUAAGGGUAAAUCUGGGAACUUUUAGUGUUUGCUUUUUGUGUUUAUAGAAGGUAUAUACAAGGUGCAGAUGAAGUACAAAUAGUACCGACUUAGAAGAGACAAUAUGUUUGGUUGACAGCUUUUAGCCACAAUUUUUU